AUGGAUCCAAGCGCGCGACAAGUGCACGUCCUGAGCAACUGCCCUCAAUCCGAUGAGCCGGCGGCCAGUGUGUGCUACAAGAAGUUUGGCUGCCAUCGGAUCUUCCUGGCCACCGCCUCCGACAAACUGGAGCAGGACGUGUACCAGAACAAAGACUGGAACGGCGUACUCCAGAUAAAUGGGGUUUCGCCCGAGAGCGUGGAGAUCUUCCUGGAGUUCAUAUACACCUUCGAGGUGACCUCGCCGCUGGUCCAGCUGAAGCUGGUGGGGGAUAUAUUCAUCCUGUCCUGCGCCUACAACAUGCCGGAGCUCCUCCGCUCCUUUGCCGAGAAACUGAAGGAGCAGGAAUGGCCUCUGGAUGACAUCUUCCCGGCCUUCGACCUGGCAUUCCGGCAUAACAUCAUCGAUGUGGAGCGCGUUUGCAUCGAGAAAAUCAUAGAGGAAGGCGCAUCUUUGAUCCAGGAACCCAGUUUGAUGAAACUCCCGGUCUAUGCCCUAAACUUCGCAAUCCAGCACUGGCUGGUGACGGAUGCAGUGCCUCCAGAUGAGCUCAUCAAUAUUUUGAAGCAGUACCAGGAGAUGAAUGAGAUUACAUUCGCCAACACGCAAAAAUUUCCGCAUUUCACCAAGAUUAUCAAGUAUUUCCCCAAUGUUCUACUGGACGCCGAAGGAUUCAUCAAUCAAAACUAG
This is a messenger RNA of Drosophila simulans, 690 nucleotides long. RefSeq lists its product as uncharacterized. NCBI's taxonomy places the organism in Eukaryota, Metazoa, Arthropoda, Insecta, Diptera, Drosophilidae. The record is from RefSeq and is a predicted model, not a curated record. The coding region runs from base 1 to 690 and encodes 229 amino acids. The transcript is spliced from 3 exons. Gene Ontology annotation, molecular function: protein binding.